Molecule: messenger RNA, 536 nt
Organism: Saccostrea cuccullata (small rock oyster)
Lineage: Eukaryota; Metazoa; Mollusca; Bivalvia; Ostreida; Ostreidae
Exons: 2
Coding region: 6-380 (124 amino acids)
Source: RefSeq, a predicted model, not a curated record
GCGCCAUGGGUAUAUUUCAGAGUUGCCUUGCAAAGCAUAACAGGGUAGGGGUGAUGGGGAAGGAGGAGAUGGAGACGUAUGAAAAGGUACGUCGGACAAUGAUCACGGAGGAUUUGACUGAGAGGAAGGGCGGAAUGGCUUUUGAUCUAACAUUUCUCACCGAGGAUUCAGCACUUAAGCUGCAACCUGGACCACCUAGUCGAUUGACAAAUGACAAAAAAGAGAAUUUUGAAUAUUGGAGAGAAAAUCAAGAAAAAACACAAGCAGAGAAGCAGGAGAGGGCCCAGCAAAAACGAGAAGAGGUUCUUGUGCAGAAAAAGAUAGAAAAUGCACACAAAGAACUGGAUCGACUUGAAAAAUACGCCAAUCUUUGCAGUUGAUUUACACCUGGACUUGGAUCAGAUUCAGCAAAAACAUUUCUUCUAAAUUACAAAUCGCUUUGAUCCAAAGGCAAAGAAGGGACAUCAAGCUCUUUUAUGUAUGCUUCUAACUGCUCUGUUUACCUUACAUUGUCAUCUUUUCACAAUGUUCGAUCU